CUCUCUCUCUCUCUUUCCAAACAAUGGAAAUUUCCAGCUAAAAAAAUAAACCCAAAAAACCAGGAAAAAAAAAAAAAUGGCGUUUCUCCUUCCCAAUCUCUCCGCUCCCCCUCUCCUCUCCCCUUACCCUAAUCCUUCCCCAAACCCCCACUCAAAACCCUUCCUUUUCUCCUACUCUUCUUCUUCCUCCUCCUCCUCCUCUUCGUCCCUUCUCGUGCGCGACGCGCUUCAGGAGAAGCCCCCGAAGCUGCGGGAGAAGCCCCCCACGCCGCACCGAAGCGAAGAAUCCGAUCGAAUCGAGAAGAGGAAGGAGGAAAAGGACGAGUUUUACCUCAACCUCGGCGUCGCCGUUCGCACCCUCCGCGACGACCUCCCCGCCCUCUUCGUCAAGGACCUCAAUUACGUCAUCUACCGUGAUGAUAUCACAUUUGUCGAUCCGCUAAACACUUUUAAAGGUAUCGAGAACUAUAAAUUGAUCUUCUGGGCGCUCCGAUUCCAUGGCCGCAUCCUGUUUCGCGAGAUUGGGUUGAAGAUAUUCCGUAUAUGGCAGCCAUCAGAAAACAUGAUCUUAAUCCGGUGGGAGCUUCAUGGGGUGCCGCGUGUUCCGUGGGAGGCAGAGGGGAGGUUUGAAGGGACCUCACGGUACAAGCUAGAUCGAAAUGGGAAGAUCUAUGAGCAUAGAGUUGAUAACUUGGCGCUGAAUUUCCCUCGUGUAGCCAUGGGGCCGAAGACUGUGCUGGAUUUGGUCAUGUGCCCACCGAGCCCCAAUCUGACAUUCGGGAAUGGCUCGUGCUCAUGGGUUGAGCUUUACCGGGCAGUGAGGGGAACUUUGGAGGAGGAGGAGAAGGAGGCAACAAUUGAAGGAUUGGUUACUUGUUCAUAGUUUAAGGAGUAGACAGAAGGAUUAGCAGUGUAUAUAGUAGAGAUGGAGAAACAAUGUUUUGGUGAGUUGGUACAAGUGACAUUUAGCAAAUGUAUAUGACGAGGUGCUCAUCUUCUAUACUCUCUUCUCAUUCAUAUAAUAAAAUUAUAGUGCAAGGAUUGCUAUAUCUAUGCAUGUUAUAGCAAAAAUAUAAGGUAUACAUUAUGUAUUCUCUGGGUCUCGUGGUAAAACAUGUUUAAUCUCGAUA
Messenger RNA from Ananas comosus (pineapple), 1130 nucleotides. RefSeq lists its product as uncharacterized. Lineage: Eukaryota; Viridiplantae; Streptophyta; Magnoliopsida; Poales; Bromeliaceae. The coding region runs from base 77 to 883 and encodes 268 amino acids. The record is from RefSeq and is a predicted model, not a curated record. The transcript has 2 exons.